AUGAAUUCUGACUCGAGCUCUGUCUCCAGCAGAGCUUCCUCUCCGGACAUGGAUGAGAUGUACCUGAGGGACCACCACCACCGCCACCACCACCACCAGGAGAGCCGUCUCAACUCGGUCUCGUCCACGCAGGGCGAUAUGGUGCAGAAGAUGCCCGGGGAAAGCCUCUCGCGGGCCAGCGCCAAGGCCGCAGGAGAAAGCAGCAAGUACAAAAUCAAAAAGCAGCUGUCGGAGCAGGACCUACAGCAGUUACGGCUGAAGAUCAACGGACGCGAACGCAAGAGAAUGCACGACCUGAAUCUCGCCAUGGACGGGCUGCGGGAGGUCAUGCCCUACGCGCACGGGCCCUCGGUGCGCAAGCUCUCCAAGAUCGCCACUCUCCUGCUAGCCAGAAACUACAUCCUCAUGCUCACCAGCUCCCUGGAGGAGAUGAAGAGGUUGGUUGGCGAGAUCUAUGGGGGCCACCACUCGGCCUUUCACUGCGGGACCGUGGGCCACUCGGCCGGCCACCCAGCGCACGCGGCCAACGCGGUGCACCCGGUGCACCCGAUCCUGGGCGGCGCGCUCUCGUCGGGCAACGCCUCGUCCCCGCUGUCCGCAGCCUCCUUGCCCGCCAUCGGCAGCAUCCGGCCUCCCCACUCGUUGCUCAAAGCGCCCUCCACGCCGCCCGCUCUGCAGCUGGGCAGCGGCUUUCAGCACAGGGCCGGGCUGCCCUGCCCCUCCAUUUUUUUUUGCACCAUCUGCCAGAUGCCACCGCCGCCGCACCUGUCCGCUCUCUCCACCGCCAGCAUGGCCCGGUUGUCCGCCGAGUCUAAGGACUUGCUCAAGUGA
This is a messenger RNA of Tupaia belangeri chinensis (Chinese tree shrew), 831 nucleotides long. RefSeq names its product oligodendrocyte transcription factor 3 (gene OLIG3). The record is from RefSeq and is a predicted model, not a curated record. Gene Ontology annotation, cellular component: nucleus. Gene Ontology annotation, molecular function: E-box binding; protein dimerization activity; DNA-binding transcription factor activity, RNA polymerase II-specific. Gene Ontology annotation, biological process: axon development; positive regulation of transcription by RNA polymerase II; sensory organ development. Lineage: Eukaryota; Metazoa; Chordata; Mammalia; Scandentia; Tupaiidae.